This is a messenger RNA of Symbiodinium sp. CCMP2592, 2886 nucleotides long. NCBI's taxonomy places the organism in Eukaryota, Dinophyceae, Suessiales, Symbiodiniaceae. The record is from the annotation of a GenBank genome assembly.
AUGCACCAGGUUCCGCAGAGGAACGACGAGUCGAACAAGUUGGCGCACUAUUUUCCGCAGCAAAUGGGUGUAGAGGGGCUGGAGGGGGUGAAAUGCGUGAGCAACAUGGAACGACAGGAUGUGCUGGCUCUACGCAACAAGGCGGUUCCAGUGGCAUCGAGUCUCGAAGGCAAUCUGCCUACGGUGGCCGUCACGUUGGGUUUACAGGCAGUCACAACCGUGGAUACGGACCCGUACUUUGAGAUCGUCGGUGCCAGGGCCCUGGAGAUCACCGAGGUGCUCCAGCUACAAGCAACCAUUCGGAAGACGCUGAAGCGCACGGUCUCUGCGGAUGCGAAGCUGCUGAACCAGAUUUCAAACAAAGACCUGCUGAAAUCGCACGUGCAACAUUUGGCUGAAGAUCUAGGCAUUGGCGGUCGGAAGACUGGUCGUUUCGAUGAAAUCAGUUUGAUUGUCACCGACUGGGAGGCUAACAUGCCGGUGGAAGUCAUGGACAUCCUUGUGCAGUUUUUGGAAACAAGGCAGGAUGGCCCCAGAGAAGUCGCACUGGUACAGUUGGACCUACACGGCAAGCUGCCCCGACUUCUGGCGGCGUUGAGAAAGAACCGCGAAUUCUUCGAAUCAAGUGCAAGUUCGGUGGAGACGCUGGAGCUUAGCCUUGAGGAUGUUGAUCCACACCAGGUCUUUAUACCCCUCUUUCCGAACCUUUCUUCCUUGCGCUUGUACCGGCCCGAGUUUCCGAGUAACAGAGCCGAUGUGGAGCACCUCGGCAUGCGUCUUCUGAGUCUGAACUCCGAAACUCUGCGUGAUGUGGCUGUGGUCGGCUUGGAUGCAGAUGAUGCCGUUUUCCAGAAUGUGAUCACCUGCUUGCCGCGAAGUGAUUGCAGCAGCACCACCCUGUGGCUCGUGUCUGGCUUAGAUGGAAUCCGGAGCGCUUUGGGUGUUUUGGGAGAUGAGCUAGAAAAAGCGCGCAGAUCGGGGAGGACUGGGACCUUUGUCUCGAACUUGGCAGAGCUGAAGAUCCAUGUUCAGGCACCAAGCACGAGCUUUGACACCAUCCGGUGUGCAACGAAGCUGGCCCUCAAUCGCGGACUUACCGAAGAGGCGCAAGCUGCGAGGCGGUUGGUGCGGACAACCAUUCGCUCGACUCUGGCGGCGGCUCCAAGAAAUGAUGAUAUCCUCAUGUGCUUGUUCGAUGUCACGGCGCUUUCUGUGGGCAUUGCAACUUCGGAGGGCUUUCGUCUCCUGGAGUCCGGCGAAACACUUCCAGCGCGGGUGUUGCAGGCCAACAUCUCACAAGCCGAGGGGAACUUGCUUGUAGAAGCCGGCACUUUGGGUGGAGCCUUGGUCCUGGAACUCACGCUGGCUGCGGAGAGCACUGCCGCCAUGCUCGUCGAUUCUAUCAGCUCUCGAUUGGGAUGGAAUAGCGCAACUUGCUUCCUCCACGAUCUGCAAGUUCAACCCCACAUGAGCCUGGCGAACUAUCAAGUCCUGACCAUCAAAGAGCAGCGAGACAUCAAGAUGACCAGGCUGAUCGAGAGGAACAGCGUAUAUCCAACAAAAACAUCGAGGAGAUUCGCAGUGCGUUCUAGCAAUGUUGCAAUUCAGCUGCUAGAAGGCGAGGCUUCCCUGGCCUCUCAAAACCAUGUGCUGGGAGAGCUUGAGCUCGACGGCUUGACUGCAGAUAGCGCUGUAGACAUCACCCUGGAUAUCGAUGCAAACGGCAUUCUGCGUGUUAAAGCUGUUGGUCUUAGUUCUGGAAAGUCUGCCGACUUGGUGGUAGAUGAUCGACAUCGGUGGAGCUGCACAGAGAUCGAGCACAUGAUCGCGCAAGCCGAGCAAAGUUGGCGGCAGACAGCUUCCACCACGGCCAAGAGCAAGCUGUUCAAUCAGUGCACACGUCUGCUCGAAGACUUGCACGAGACUGAACAUGUAGAACUGGCAAGUCGAGCUCUGCAGUGGCUGGAGGACAACGACACCUGCGAAGACGUGAAGCUGGUGGAGGGCCAGCUUCAAGCCCUAGAUGCUCUGAACAAGAGAAUCGCAGAUGUGCUGACCUUGGAAGACAUCGUAGAAGAGAUCAUUCAGGAAGAAAUCGUGGACGAGACCGACGUCUAUGUCGAUGUUGACCGGCAGUUGAAGAUCCAGGGUCGAAACGAACGGAAGUUCGACCUAGGCGUGUUCAACCCGAUUUGGCGGUCCAAAGCCGACAAGCUGAGUUUGGAAGAGGUCAAUGCCAUCUCCGCACAUUUGACGCGAACAGCUUUCACAGAAGGUAGCCGCUGCCCACUCAAGUACGAGACCGUGACAUGGCUUGUUGGUGAGGCAGAGGUGAUGAACUUAAGGCGCAAUGCAGCCUCAGGGCAGGGCCCCACUGAGAGCGACAUGCUUUACACUCGCGGGCACGAGACCGAUCGGUGCACCCUCAUAUUGCAAGGACGACUCGGAGCUUUUGUCGGCCACGAGUCCUUCAAGACAGAGAAUGGAGCGUUUUCCGUGCUCGCGAGGGACGCACUGACAUCAGAGUUUUUCACUCCUGACUUCGACGCGUUCCUCAGCACCAGCAAGGUGCGCAUCCUGUCCAUCAAAAGGGACACCUACAAUCGUGCAGUGGAGCUGGAGAAGAACCCUGCCCUCCUGGAGAAAGCGAAACGAGCGCAGGCACACAUCAUGCCGCGAAUGCCAACUGCAAAACGGCUCAGUGUGAGGAAUCGCACAGGCACAGACGGCGAGGAGCGGCAGAAAGUGUUCGAACUUCAGGUAUUGGAUAAAAACCAGCACCAAUACUUUUCAAAAGCAAGUUAUCCUGCUGCCUUGCCUGGCUGUGCCGAGGAUGAGAGUCCAGCGACACCAACGCCUAAUUUCUUGCUACUUUGCAGUACAUAG